GGGGUGACCAAGAUGGCAACUUGGCAACCGAGAUUUGGAUACUGAUCAUGGAGAGUUAAAAUUCGACGAAUUCAAGGAAAGGUAAUAAGGGAACAAUGUUGGCACAAUAGGUAACUGUGAAUAGUAGCAAUAUAGAAAUGGCAAAAGUAGAGUUGUGUGCCGAUCCUCUAUCCUCCUCCAUGACCGCCAAGUUGCCAGUACUGAACAAGGGUCGGAGCAGCCUUGUGUCAGAUGUACAACCAGGACAAGCACCAUCUCCCAGGGAGAGAGCGUUAGGAUGGGCGGCUGAUAUCAGGAAAAGAAUUGAUGACAGUAAAGAGGAGGAUCACGAUGUUGAUGAAGAGGAUGUUGCAUGUUUAAAACAUGAACUUAUCCAAGUCAUCAUAUGCUCCCUCCAGCAGGACAGUCGGAUGUCCUGGAUCUUCCUGCAGGAGGUGCUGGAACUGUUGCCGUCAUACAGGGAACAUCUCCGCUACUGGGAGACACAGUCAGAGUUCCACCACUACCUGGAGCGCAUCGUCAGCCAUGUUGAGUCCCACAAGGAGAGGUUCUUUGAUCUUCAGUUAGUUGAUGCUCUGUCCAAGGUCUUCCCUGAGGAAAUUGAGCUACUGCGUCGUCGUGGUGCCUUCCCUGCCAAGUUGUAUUGUAGUCCCGGUGUCAAAUCUGUCCCUCACUCACCCAGGAAGUCAUCAAGCAGCGUUGUCAAACUGAGACUGCCAGACGGCACCAACCCAUACUCAACACGUGUGCUUAAUGAGGAAGAGAUGCUGCCCUCACAGAAGCUGACCAUAGGAGACCUUGGACACUCGCUGGGAGACGUUGCCUUGGAGAUGGCAGCACGCGAGUCCAUCUGGAGCCACUGUCUGGGAACCACAGCACUUGCACUCAGCACACACAUACCGCAGCAGCCCAAAUCACCAUCACCACCGAGUACCUCCAGGUCAUGGUCAGUGUCCCAGAGCGUGACCUCGCCGCGGGAUAGCGAGAAGAAGACGAUCUUCAUGGGUUCAGAAGAGUAUAUCCCAACUAUGAAUGGCCGAGAGGCAGUGGAAUAUUUUGCCAGAUGUCAUCAUAUUGGCAAAAUCAAGUCAAUCCACUUAAAUUUAGCACCUAAUAGGCACUACAGACCCUACGAUCUUAUCUCUGUGCAGAAAAACAAGGCCAACAGUGAACACUAUGUGUUCUCCACCUUUGGCGUUCUCCAUGUGUAUGAACACCAGCCCAACGAGAGCCUGACCCUGGGGGAGUGGCAGAGAGAGGCUGUGUUAUGGAAGGCCCUAUCAUCAAUACCUUUCUUCAAGAACUAUCUCAUCAAGAAAAUGUUUGCUAGAUGGCGUGCCAACAAGUUAUACCUUGACUACCUGCGGAGACAGGAGAUGGUUGCCAACAGCCUCCUUCACAACAUUCCAGCAUUUGGGGCAGGCCUUCUCCAGGUGUCAAGAUUGCUGAAAGAAGUGAUCACGAUAAACUUCUUACCUUUUGAAACAGACAAAACCUACCAGCUGGGGGAGUAUGAGAACAGCAUCAACUACAAGAAUAUCCAGGCUGAUAAACUCUUGGAGAGAUUCUUCAGCUACUGCAAGAUGGUGGUGGAGGUGACAGCAGAGGAGUCGUUCAAGAAGCUGCGUUACUGUGAGGAACAGGUCAAGAAGAAGACAUUCUUCUCCAAGGAUUCUCUGCAUCUCCAGCGCACCAAGAAGGAACAGAGAGAGGAGAACCUUUGCAUCGCCAAGAGUGAGACAGGACGCCUGGGUAACUUUGUGAAGCUGGUGGACCAGCUGAUUGUGGAGCACAUGUUCCAUGUGACCAAAACACAGGUCAUCAGCUUCGUGGAGAAGGUGCUUUGCAUCACUGAUGCACCAAGGGAUGGAUUCUUCAAGGCCAACCUCAUCUUCACAAAACAUGAGGUCUUAGGUUUGUCCCCAUCUAAGGAGCGUUUCCAGAAGGUGCUCACAUCCACCCUGCGUGGCAUCCCGAGUGUUCUGUGUGCCAAGGCUGUACCAAUGGAUGGGUCUGUGCCGGAACAUGACAUCACAGAGGAGACAGACCCUGCUGCCAAGUCAUACGACAGCAUUCACAGACCCAGCGAUGCCAAACCCAGCUCCUUGACUGAUGGUAGUAAAAUCAGUGCCAAGAGCGUAGCAGGGACCUCCCAGGUCAGCUCCGUCCGGCAGGAGACACGCAGCCAGACACUCGCUACUGUCUCAGAGAAGGACUCUCAAGGUGAAGGGUCAGAGAUAGAGGUCACAGAGAAGGAAACCAGCCUUGACCCUAGCCAACCGGAAGACCCUGAGCCACUGCCCAGUCUUCCGAAACAUUCAAGUCCACGAAAGGAGGAGGAUGACCUUGGGGUGGCGACCCCUGACCUUGUAGUGAUGAAGGCAGAUGAAGGGCUGCUGGUGGUGGAAGGCGAGGGCUUCAUGGGGCAGUACUCUCCCCUGUCUCGCGCCAGCUUGGAGGAGAAACUUGUCAUGGACUCGGAGUUCCAGGAGGUGCUCAAAACACAGUCUGAGUUGAUGGCCGUGGCUAUGGAAGAGGUUGAGCAGUACUGUGAGUUCAAUAAGUGGCUCAAUGAGAUCCACCAGUACUGCCACAGGUGGAACAACAUGUCUGUCAAGGAGUUCAAGGGAGCAGCAGCAUUUGCCAUUGAGCAAAAGCUAACUGAGCUACGCCAGUGGUCUGAAAAGGUCCGCAACUUUGACAAGAGUUUUGUCACAGAGAAUGGCCUGCUGUAUGUUGACUGCUCUGCAAUACAUGAAGGACUUCUACCCAGACUUGACGAUGUGUACCAGGAACUCAUCACAUUUGUGUCAGAUGAAGCCAAGAAUCUGGCCCGGUCAUUCUGUGAGGAGAUGGUUACUGUCAUUCAGAACAUGAAAGACAAGCGGUCGACAGUUGAUGCAUUUGCUGUGUUUGCCAAGAACUUCUCCCAGUACAAGAAGAAUACCAUCACAUACCAACAGAGGGUGGAGUACAUCAAGUCUCUCUACGAGGUGAUCCGGAUGAGUUACCGACAGCUGUACCCAGAGGAGGAGAAGCUGGAGGAACAGGUGUGGGCAUCUUGGGAGGCGUUCCUCAUGGAGAUGCAGGAGGCGUCCGAGUUUGUCAACAUCCAGACUCCACUGAUGACACAGCAGUUAGAGGACACAUACCAGCGUCUAGAGAAAGCAGCCAAGGAGCUCUCGGAACAGGCCACCAGCGGCAUCUUCCUGGACCCAGACAACAACCCAAUGAAGAUACUCAGAGUCAUGAAAGGGAUCAGGGAGGAGUUCUUCUCAGUCCAGAGUCAGCUGAAGGAGGCCAGCAAGUGGCGAGAAGCUAUCUGUGGGGAGCCAUAUGACCUCAAGUUCCUCAACAAGAUGACAGUGGAGAUGGAUGUUCGGCAGCAGCUUUGGAGAUAUGUGGAAGUGUCCACUAGCGCCAUCAAAGAAUGGAAGCAGAUGCUGUUCAGGAAGAUGCAUAUAAAGAAGUCUCUGGAGAAGGUGAUGGAGUGGCAGUCGGCGGCAGCACAGCUGAAACCCCACCUGCCUUAUGCCGACCGGGUGCUGAGUACCUGGUUUACCUCACUACAGGAGUUCAAGAAGGAUCUGCCACUACUCCACAGGCUCUCCAACGAAGCUCUCAAGGAGCGUCACUGGAAGGCAAUAUUCCUGGGUAUGAACGAGCCAUAUGACCCUACCCAGCAGUUCCUGGUGUCCGACCUUCUCUCAUACAGCCUUGUGGAGCACGCAGACCUCAUCCAGUCUGUCUAUUUGUCAGCGGUCAAUGAGUAUGACCUUGAACUUAAAUUUGGAAAGAUUCGAAAGUUCUGGGAAGCCAGAGAGUUCAAGCUUGCUAAGCACAUUCCUGACAGUCUCUUUGUGAAAGAGCCAACAAAACGUACAUCCUCACCGAGCAGACGUCACUCUAAGCUGGAAAGGUAUCGGCAGGAACGGGCAGCACUGGCAGCUGGGACACUACGGGGUCUGGAUGUCGCAUCUGAUGACUUCUACACCCUAAUCGAGGUAGAGGAGCUCAAAUACCAGCUGGAGGACAGUCGAAUCAGCCUGGAUGCAAUGGCGUGCUCACCCUACUUAGGGGACAUGGAGGAGACUGUGACUCACUGGUGUCGGGCCCUGAGACAGGUGGAUGAGAUCACAGAUCUCUGGCUUACAUCACAGAGAAAGUGGUUGUAUCUGCUGAAGAUAUUUGAGAAGCCAGAACUGUACCGGAAAUUCUCAGGACAAGCUACCAAGUUUGAAGAACAUGUUCACAACCAGUUUAAGGACUGGAUGAGAGUUGUGUCCAAUGACUCCAGUGUCAUGUCUGUUGUGGGCAGGAAGUGGGGAGAGAAGGGCUACCGCUUCCUGCAGGGGAACAACCUCCGCUCCAUGCUUCUGUCUCUCAUAAAUACACAGGAGGAAAUUCUGAAGGACAUCAAUGUGUAUAUUGAAAAGUCCCGUUCCCAGUUCCCGCGUCUGUACUUCCUCAGCGACCAAGAGAUGGUGGAUAUGUCCGGCAUCUCACGUAACCCCAAGGCACUUGUCCCCUAUGUGCGCAGGUGCUUCCCUGGGAUACAGAACCUUGUCUUCGCCCUCCCACCAGAGAUCACAUCACUCAACUCAACCUUGGACUUUGCUCUUAAUGCUGACAAGCUCCAGGUGGUGUCUGUGGUGGGGAAUCUGGGAGAGGAGGUACCACUCUAUGCUAAACUAGCCAGCUUCCCUCAGGCUACCAAGUGGCUGCGUAGUCUGGAGAACCUCAGUAAAAACACCAUGACUGUUAUGCUGCAGGCAUGUGUACAAGCCCGCAUGGAGGAAGGAUCUCGACAACCAAUACAGAUCCUAGAGGAGUUAGCUCAGCUUAGUGACACGACACCUCCACAGAAGGCGCUGCAGUCAGAAAUAAAGCAGACGUUCCGUCAUUGGUUGCUGCAGUUUCCCAUCCAGUGUGUGCUUGUGUCAGAGGCUAUCAUCUGGGAGCGGGGUGUUGCUCGUAUCCUUGAGAAGCCCAACCCUGAUGAUCUGAAGCUUACAAGGUCAAACAUGUGCGCCAAGCUGGACCAGUACAUUGACAUUCUGAAGGAAACCUCGACCAAUGAGAGGCUGAGCCUGGAGAUGAGAGAGAGGCUGCAGUGUCUGCUCACCAGCCUCAUCAAGCAGACGCUGCAUCACAGGGACAUCAUGGACGGUUUGCUCCAGUGUGAGAUUCCAUCAGAGACCAGUUUUGACUGGCUCAAGUCUCUCCCGCUACCGAAUGGACAUCCGAAACGUUCUUCGAGCCAAGACAGUUGUGACGGAGAUGCAGAACAGUGUGUCCGGCCGCACCAGCAAACCUGUCAACAGACGCUCCCCUUGUCUCUGUCAGUGCAGGAGCCUCCAAAGAUGACGCGCACACGCACCACAGUGUCCACUGACUACCAGUUCAGCCCCUGCUACAUACAGCAGCUGGGCAACAACUUCUACUACGACUACGAGUACCUGGGCCCCCCAGCACAGCUGGUCCUCACCCCGCUGACCGAGCGGGCCUUCCUGUCACUCACACAGGCAACCAAGAACUUUCAUUGUGGUGCACUGGUCGGACCAGCAGGCACUGGGAAAUCAGAGACAGUCAGGGAGCUAGCUCGGAUGCUAGGAAGGACGAUGUUCACGAUCAACUGUAACGAGAACCUGACAUUACCCAUGAUGCUCCAGUUCAUGACCGGGAUGGUCCAGUCCGGAUGUUGGGCUCUCUUUGACAACACUGACAGGCUCACCACAGGGUUGAUGUCAGUGACAGCCCAGCAGCUUGACUACCUUCGCACAGCAUUGAGGACGCUGGACCUCUCUAGUGAGAACCAGUACAAGAUACGAGGACAACCCCGCUUUGACAAGCUGUUGAGUUUGAAAGUUGGCGCUGGGGACAAGGUGAUUCGCCGUAACUCCUUGACCACCCUGCACCCUCUGCCUAGGGCGGAGACGUCACCACCCCUGGAGAGACAGAAGACAGUGCCACAUGGCUUCAAUGAGAAAGGCCUGGUCACAUACUUUGAGGACACAUGGAUUGCUGAGAGAGAACGGAGACGGCGCCACUCCAUUGAGAAGGAAGUGGAAAUCAAGGAAUCUCAGUUCUAUAAGUCCAAUAAACCGCCUCCUCUCUUUUAUGAGCAUGUGAAGAAGAAAAAGAAGUCUGCUCCAGACUACAAGCAGCUCAUCCAGGAACCAACCUAUGUGCACAGGAUUGUGGGUAAUGUCAUGUUCAAUGGCAAACUUAUUCCAGCCAGCGCCAACUAUGGGUGCUUCAUGACACUGAGCAAACCAACUGUGGGCACUGCAGACAUCCCGGAGAACUUCCAGGCACUGAUGCGACCAUGCUCUCUUGUCAUCCCAGACACUCAACAGAUCAUAGAGGUCACUCUGUGCUGCCAUGGUUUUGAGGAUUACAAGAACUGUGCUCAGAAGAUGAUGUUCUUCCUGAAGCUUAUGAAGAUCCAGUUGCCAAGACAGUUGGAGUACAACCUGUGUUUGAGGGAGGUGAAGAAGAUUUUAAUGGUUGCUGUCGCCAGGAUACGGGAUCAGAAGUUCCUGCAUGAAGCACCCGGACAAGAGUCAGAGAGUGACUGGAAGCCCAGUGCAGCUGAGCAGGAUGUAAAACUGGCAGAGGAACACUCCAUUGUGUAUGCCAUGAAAGAGAUCCUUGAGUCUCGCAUACAGAAUGGAGACGACCGAGCCCGGUUUGAUGGCCUCCUGCGUGAUGUGUUCCCCAUGACGGCCAGUGCCCAGAUGGAUGGUACAUACAUGCCACAUGACCCCAGGCUGAUCAGCGCCAUCAAGGAACAGCUGAAGGAAGACAACAUGAAGGAGAAUGAAGAACUCAUCACCAAGAUCCUGCAGCUCCACACAGCCCUGGAGCUGAAUCAGCCAGUCAUCCUCACUGGACAGGCAGGGAGUGGAAAGUCCACCUGCUCCACCAUCCUGGCUCGGGCCAUCAACUUCCUCAACUACAAGCUGUAUGCCCCUGACCACUCCAAGGAUGACCUGACCACAGACAGAGACCUCGUCUUCCAGUACAAGACACAGAAGCUACAGGAUGGUGAGGAGGUCGAUGAAAUUGAAGAGGAUUUUCUACAGAACAUAGAUGAGGAUCUCAAGCCGAAGAGGUCCAAGGGUGCCCAGAAGAUGCGCCUGCUGCGUAUCAACCUGUUGGCCACCAAAGACAUCUUUGAUGAAGUAAAGAGAGCCAGCCAAGAGGAGAAGGAGAAAAUGAUGGACUGUGCUGAGUUCCCCAAAGUGGAUCUCAUCCGCCUCCUCCCGACCGUCAUGCCUCCCAGUGAGAUGUUUGGCCAUUUUGAGGAUGGUCUGUGGCAUGGAGGCAUCAUCGCCAAGAUUGCCAGUGAUUCCUAUGCUAUGUCACUGGCUGUACGAGCAUACAUCGAUGCCCAGAAAGUGACGGAGAAGCGUAAUCGGCAACAGACAGAGCUGCCAUCUGUUCUUCUGCGCUGGCUGCUGAUUGAUGGGGAUCUGGAUGCUGUAUGGGCAGAUGGAUUGAAGACUCUGCUGGACGAGGAACACAAACUGUCCGUGGCCAACGGAGAGCAGGUCAAGUUGAGAGACACAACUGCUUUCAUCUUUGAGAGCCCCAGCCUGGUAGAGGCGUCUCCUGGAGCGAUCGCCAGGUGUACAGUGAUUCAUUGUGCCCCAGCCACUGUGUCUUGGGAGGGCAUCAUACACCAGUGGAAGCAGACAGCUAAAACUAAAUGGGUGCUCACAUCGGCAUGCAUGAAGAUCCUUGAUGACCUCGUGAAGGAUGUGUUCCCACCCACGGUAAAGUUCCUGACCAGUGAGUGCUGCUCCUCGCUGUUGACUGAUGUCGGAGUGGAGAAGGUGCGAGCCAAUCAGGUGGUGCCCGGAGUCCAGGAGGUCACCAUGUUCCUGAACAUGUUGAAAGCACUGCUGGACAAGAUGUUCCUCCGAGAGGAGCUGGACCGUCGUGUCCAGGCAGAACUGAAGGAGGAGGAUGAGCGUCAGGGUGGCAGCAAGAGCUCACUAGGCGGCGCUACAUCUCGGCAGAUGGCGAGUCGGAUGACCAGCAGCUCCCACAUUGAGGUCCUCAUCCCUGGCUACACCACCAUCAUCAAGGGCAUGUUUGCCUUCGCCUACAUCUGGUCUUUUGGGGGCGCGCUGAAUGACAGAUUCCGUGAACGAUUCAGCAAGUUUGCUCAUGAUGUGCUUUACCGAGCAUCCCAUCCAAUCAGAUUGCCUGUGUGGGGUCAGGUGUUUGAUUACUGUCUGGAUGAGACGAGUGGGACCUUCACCCGCUGGGGGCAGCGGCAGCAGGAGAAGGUUCGCAGUCUGGGAGGGUUCGUCUUCACACCAGAGGUGGAUCGCUACAGCUACCUCCUGGACCUGUUUGUGUCGGCCCACCUGCCAGUCCUGCUGACAGGGGCUCCUGGUGUGGGCAAGACAUCACUCAUCAAGCACCUGGUCCUGCCAAAGCAGACGUCAACAACGGCCAUGAUGUCACGUGGGAUGACGUCUGCCAUCUUCCAGGACAUGAUGGUGAACCACGUCGUGGAGCUGAAGAACAAGGCCAUGGAUGUAGUGGGGGCGCCCGGAUCACUGCAGGCCACCGACAGACAGAGGCAUCUCUUCUUUGUGGAUGACCUCAACAUGGCCCAGAGGAUAGGAUCCUACCAGCCCCCACUCGAGGUGCUACGACAGAUUCUUACCACUGGAGGCGUGUAUGACCGACAGAGACAACGCUUCCAGGGCAUGGAGGAGGCGACGUUCGUGGCAGCCUGCACUACGCCAUCAUCCCCUGGUACUGGUCUUGGGCAUGCAUGUCACGUGAUGUCAUCGAGACUGACGCGACUCUUCGUCAACCUGUGUGUGUUUUGUCCAUCGAUGGAGAACCUCGUUACGAUCUACUCUCGGCAGUUACAGCCCUGGCUAGAGGAGUUUCCCACCUAUACUGUGGAGCACCACUUUGAGUUUGGACAGGCAAUGGUCGUUGGUCUGCUGGAGCUGUACCAGUCAGUGCGAGACAAGCUGCGCCCAACUCCUGCACAUGCCCACUAUGUGUUCUCUCUUCAUGACAUCUCACGCGUCGUGCAGGGCAUCAUGCUUAUGUCACCCCGGUCACGGAUCAGGAAACUUCGAACCAAGAAAAAGGAUAAGGAAGAAAGCAAGUUGAAGACAGCUGCUGGUCGGCAGACAUCACUUGAUUCCACCCAGUUCAACACGAUCAGCCAGAACAGCCUUGCCAGUGGCCGGGGGGAACAGAUUGUCCCCCCUGCUGCCCCCAUGAUGAAGGUCAUCGCACAGCUCUGGUGUCAUGAAUGUUGUCGCACAUUCUCUGACCGACUUAUAUCUACAGACGACCAGCUGUGGUUCUCCAGGACCCUGGAGGAGGUGGUGGUGAAGCACUUCUGUAGCCCCCGGGAGGACCCUGCCACUGAGAUGGCUGCCAUCACAGAGGAAACACAGUCUCAGUUUGGUCGGUCUACUCCCACAAAACAAGGUCCACAUUGCACACCUCCACCUGGUACUCCUUCCGACAUUGAUGAUGACCUUGACCCCUAUGAUGACGAGUCUGGGGAUAAGGUGAUGGGUGUUGAAAACACCGGGGAUGAUGGGAUAUCAAUGACCAGCAUGAGCCUCGGUAGUCAGGUGCAGCAGCAGUCAGCCUCAGAGUCGCCCUCACGUGGAUACCAAGGUCAAGGUCAGUCGUCUGACUCCCCUCAGACGGACUCCACUAGCCAGACCAACUCUUCUGCCCGGGACACAUCCAUGGAUGUCACAACAGAACUUGAGACAACACAAACUCACACAGAUGGGGGGGAGGCCACUGAGACAGAGACAGCAGGUGAUGUUGACCAUGGUAGCGCCGAGCACGAUGAGGUGACAGAUGACUCUGACAACACCGAAGACAGCACAGAAGAGUCGGAGGUGUCAGAUGAGACCAGCACAAAUGGCACUCCAUCAGAAGUUGGGGAACUCAUGUCCAAGGGCAAAGUUCCAGGGCUGAGACUGACAGCAGCCCAGCGACGGGCCAGCCGAGAGUCGUCCUUCACAUCAGCACGGGACAAGCAGCAACAGCCUCGAGAACUGGGUAAGAUGACCCCGGAUCACGAGCACCCAGAUGGCCCUGCACCCCAGCAGGAUGCAACCAGUGAUCCCUCGGGUCCCCUGACUUCAGGAAGGUCCAGUGUUGGCAGCGUGACAGGUGGCCGCACAACUCGCACCCCCAGUCUCAGGAGGCAGGGCUCUCGGACGGGUGCCACCAAGCGAGGGGUCACCUUUAAAGCAGGGCUCAUUGCAGACAAGGAAUAUGAAGCGUUCUAUGGUGCUCUCAUGUCCCUAGAUGAGAUAAAGGGUGGCUGCAGCAACGUGACCGACUUCAUCUUCAGCAAGUUCUUCAUGUCGUGUCACACUGAAGCUCAGGGACAGCCUGUAGAGAAAGGGUACAUGGAGAGCACCGAGGAGGGUCUGAGAGAAGCACUGGCCUCCUGUCUGGGAGAGUACAACACAGGGACGUGGCAGAGACUAGAAGUGGUGUUCUUCACAGAGGCCGUCAACCAUGCGGCCAGACUCAGCCGCAUACUGGCCCAUCCUGGUGGCCACGGUCUGCUGUUGGGCAUGAGUUACUGUACGGGGAGAGCCACGCUGGCCAGACUGGCUGCCUACAUCGCACACUGCAAGGUCUAUGAACCGAAGCCCCAGACAGACCGGAGCUACAACCUGACCAUCGUGAGGGAACACAUCAAACGCUCAUGCCAGCUUGCCGGGGUGACGGGGAAACCAGCAGUGCUGCUGAUCCACGAGGACCUGGGCACAUCCUGCCUCCAGGACAUCAGCACCCUUAUGGCAGAAGGAACAUCUCCUGGACUGUACUCAGAAGCUGAGGUUCAGAAGAUAGUCAGUCAGAUGAUGCCAGGGGGUGUCCAGACCAAGAGGGUGGACAAGAUUGAGCAGGCUUUUGAUCGCUACAUCAAGAGGAUCAAACAAAAUCUACACAUCAUUGUCUGUCUCAACUACAAGGGGAACAGCUACUCCACUGACUUCCACUCCCUACAUGAGAAGGUGAACACAUACCCAGGGCUCCUGAAGCAUUGUGUCAGUAUCGACCUCUUCCUCCCCUGGUCCUACCAAGCCUUCUCCACCGUCGCCCGCUCUUGGCUGGAGGAUGAGAAGUCAAAGAUCGUCAUCCCCUGGAACCCAGCCCGACGAGAGGAACAGAUUACAAUGGCCAGUAACGCUAUGGCCUACAUCCACCUCUCUGCCAAGUCAGCAGUGGAAAGACACUUCUGUCACCAGAGGGAGCCACUCAGGUUCUACACGCCGCUCACCUUCAUGGAGUUUGUUCAUCUCUUCAAGGUUGUUGCAGCUUAUGUUGUCAAACGAGAGCGGGUGAAUAUUGUGAAAUAUGAGAAGGCUCUGGGGAAGAUAGAUGAGGCAUUCGGCAGCAUCGCAGAGUACAAGCGGGAGGUCUCAGACCUCACACCACAACACAAGUUGUCCAUGGAGACCAUCCGGCAGUUGGUGGAGCAGGUGGAACAGCAGAAGGAGGAAUACAUACAGUCCCUGGACAAGUGCAAGGAGCAGGAGGAGGAGAUCAUGUCGCUGCAGGGUCCGCUGGAGACCAUGAGGAGAUCCGCCCAGACAGAGUUCGACAAGGUGAACCCCAGUUACCAGGCAGCCCAAGCAGCCCUGUGUGCCCUCAGCAAAAACGACAUUGAUGAACUCAAGAGUUAUCGGGAACCACCUGAAGUCAUCAAGUUUGUCAUCAAUGCCCUCUGCCUGCUCUUCAGGAAAAAACAAGACUGGGAGGAGGGCAAGCUGCUGCUGAUCCGGGACAACUUCCUGCAGGAGCUCAUCUUUUAUGACAAGGACCAUGUCCCAGAUGACAUUUUCAAAGACCUGCGCUUCUUCAUCGAGCACCCGUUGUUUGUGCCAUCGAAUGUGAUCAAAGUUAGCAAAGCUGGUGAAUCCAUUUGCUUGUGGGUGCAUGCUGUGUAUCGGUACUCGGCCAUCCAUCGCAGCAUGCAGCCGCAUCUCCACAACCUCCAUGUUGCAGAAGAGCGCUUUACAAAGGCCCAAGCUCGACUGGGCCAUCUGCGUGUGGAGGCCAACAGAAUCAAGUCAGGGUUGGAGGGGAAGAUCACACUCCACAGAGCUGCCCUCAAGAAGGCCAAGACCAUUGAGAAACACAUCAUGGGUAUAGAGAAGAAAAUAGCUCGGGCCAGCAACCUGAUGGAAAACAUGUCUAUGCAGCACUUCCUGUGGCGUUCUGAGCUGAAGAAGGCAAAGCGACAUGUCCGCUCUGCUCCAGGGGACGCUCUGAUUACUGCCGCCUGUGUGUGCUACCAUGGCCCCCUGGAUGACAAGUACCGCUCUGAACUGUUGGAGGACUGGCUGAGUCGGUGUCGUCAGGGAACGUUUGACGCCACCUCCUUCCACGAUCGCGAUCCCUACUCUGUCACAGCACGUUUGGAGUUCCUUCUCCAGUCAAGUCACAACAUCCGCCACGUCAGCAGUCUCAGUGACUUCUCCGACUCCGACAGCGUCAGCAGUGACAUCGCUGCCACCUUCACCACAACACCACAGGUGCGGACAUUCAAGUAUAUGCCUGCCGUGUAUGACAGCAGCAAAUACUACAAGUCAGAACUCAAGAAACAGGACACAAUGGAGUCUGUGGUUCCCAACAUUGAGUUUGAUGACUCUGAUGACGAGGAGGAACAGAGCCCCCUGUUGACCAGGUCCAGCUACACGCUACAAGACAUCCUCAGCGACUUUGACGAGUUGAGUGGAUGGCGAAUGACAAACCUGCCGACAGACCUGCACAGCGUACAGAAUGCUCUGCUCAUGAGGGUGAGCUGCUACAAGCGGAAGCACUGCUGGCCGCUGCUGGUGGAUCCGGACAACCAGGCCGAGAUGUGGGUCAAGGUGCUGCAGAGGACCAGGAUGCUGUUCGGGGAGGCGGACUCCGUAGAGGGAGACAACUAUAUGGAUGGUAUGCCGAUAGAAGCAGCAUUUGAGUCGGCUGCUGACACUUCCGCAGAAUCCAGUGGAGAGAUGGAGCCACCACCAAGUCGUGGCACAGCCUUGACCUUCUCAGAUGUCACUGAGUUCACAAUUCCUGAUUCGUCUACUGUUUACACAGCCAGAACUCAGAACAGGGUAGAACUGGAAUUACUGACUGACCAAUGUUGUUGGCAGCGCGGGAUGGCAGUCACAUGGGACUGGGGGGACAGCGAGGAACUCCGCCCAGUCACCUCGGUAACCAACAGCUGGGAGACAUUCAGUCUACAGGCAGACAACUCCAUCGACCAUCCUGAACACAAUCUGUGGAUCAUUGAGGCGGAUGACCCUCACCUUAACAGUCGACUCAUCAACGCUAUAGUUCAUGGUGUGACCGUGUUAGUGACGCACCUGGAGAGGAAGCCGCUUGACCCUCUGUUCCGCGGACUGCUGCUCAAACACUUCUACGUGGACAAGGAUGGCAACAAGGUGGUCCGGGUGGGCGACAUGAUCUUCAACUACCAUCCAGACUUCUGUCUGUAUCUCAGUACAACUGUUCCUCUCUUCCUGAAAGGGGACGGCCUCCACAGCUUCCCAGUCCAUCGUCUGUGCUGCAUCAACAUGGCCGUCAGUGAUGAAGCCAUCAUUAAUCGUCUCUUGUUCGAGACCAUGAAGAUAGAACGCAAGGAGUAUGAAGGCCAGAAGCGCUCCAAUGAGAACGACAUCAUUCUGCACAGACAGCAAUUGGCAAAGGAACAUGAAGCUAUUCGAGAGAAGACAUUGAACCUAGAUGGCCCCCUGUUGGAAGACAAGACAAUGCUGGACUCCCUCCUAGCCUGCCAGAGUAACGUGGAGAAGAACAGGAUAAUCCUGGAAGAAACCCGCUACAUGGGGGACCACCUGGAGGGCAAGUUUGCUGAGUACAUCCCUAUGAUGCGUCAGUCGGCCAUGAUCUACAACACCCUGCAGAAGAUGAGCGUCCUCCACUCCUGCUACUACAUCCCCUUCUACAAGUUUGUGGACAUCUUCUCCUCCAUGGUCCGGAGCAGGGACCGCGGCAAGGGAAGUCACGGUGAUCCACGAGUUCGAGCCCAGGAGUUAUCCAAUGCGACGAUGUCUGAGAUAUUCCGCCACGCGUCCAUGAUGAUGUUCGAGCAGCACUACAACCUGUUAUGUCUCCUGGUGUCACUGGAGAGGAUGUUGAGGGCACGGAAAGCCUCCAGCAAGGAGAUCAGUCUCUUCAUCAACGGCUUUGAGAAGUUUGGUCUGGACGAACGCAGUCUGGCUGCUCAGAAGCCAGCUUGGAUUGCUGACAAGAGCUGGGUGGACUGUAAUGUCCUGGAGUCUCUACAUCAUCCGUUCCAUGGCCUGCACUUUCCCGAGCCCGGCUCACCCGUGACCUGCCGAACCGACUCACAUCAGCGGAGGCGAGCUCACACAGCCGAGCCGACUCACAUAGCGAACAAAUCACCUCACCGAACCGGCUCACCCUGCCGAACCGACUCACACAUCGCCGAGCCUGCUCACCACGGCCAGCUGGCUGGCCUGGCGAUCCCAGUUCUCAAAGAGUCCUCCGUGGCGAACUCAUCUCAUUCAGAAUUUAAUCUCUACCAUCCGAUCUUCACUUUUGAUGAAGAUGGAUUUAGGUUCAGCGAUUCUACCGCCGAUCUUCCGAUCUCCCUGGUGAACCCCGUGCCUGGACGGACACUACAGGAGCUCUCCCUCUUCCAGAAGUGUCUGCUGUGGAAGUUCUGUUGUCCCCACAGGAUGGCAGAGUUGUCGCGAGCUGUCGUCACGUACGAGCUGGGCAGCGUGGUGGGGUCUGUUGACCACUACAACAUCCGUGACGUGUACAACCUCACCAACCAGUUCACCCCCACUGUCUUCCUCCUCCCCACAAAACCCACAUCCCCUGAGUGGGAGGGCACAGGAGGUUACCCAUACGUCAGUCCAGCUCAUGAAGUCAAGCGUCUGGCAAGGGAGGUUGGGAUGGAAGGCAAGGUGCGGGUCAUGAACUUUGGUGUAGAGUCCCAGAUCUCAGAAGUGAAGCAUGCCAUUGAAGACUGUCUACAAUCUGGUUACUGGCUCCUGCUACAGAACUACCACCUGGCUGGCGACCCUGACACACACUUCUUCUCUCUCCUCAAGGAUAUCAUCUACAGCAAGUGGAUUGCUGAGGACAGACAGCGAGAGAACACUGACAUCAGUGAUGAAGGUCGCAGUCUCAUAGCAAGGUCAAGGCCAUCCACUCAGAUACAUGAUCAGAAAAUCCACCCACAAUUCCGCUUGUGGAUCACGACUUUGGCAGAUGGCCCUCGUGUCAUACCAGGGGUUCUGAUCCAGCAUGGGCUGAGGGUGACAUGUGAGUCCACAGCCAACUUCCGCAGCUGUCUCCAGAAGUCCUACCGAUCAGUUGCCUUCCUUCUGAAGCACUGGCACCGAGCCGAAGAUGAUGCUGAAGAGAAAUUCGGGCGGACGAUGCCACUAGCCCUCAUGCAUUCGUUGUUGUUACAACACAGUUACUAUGGCAACCAUGCAUUUGUCAACCACCACAGUUGGAAUCUGAUGGACUUGGCCAUGGCGGCGGACAUCUUCAAGAGGCUGGUUCAUCGCACCAGCAGCUCCGCUCAUGCCAAGGAUCUGAUUGGUCAUGUGUAUUCUGAUCACUGCACUGAUACUGAGGAUUCCCAACUUGUACAAGAGCUUGUGUCCUGUCUUGCCAAGUAUGCUGUUGACGGGAAGGAGGCAGAGAAGCAGACAGCCAGAGGGAAGGGUGUUGUGUCACUGCUACACAAACUCCUGGCCAGUAGAGACGAUCCCCCAAGUCUCAAGAAGGCUCUGGACGCCAUCGAGGACCACUCUGCCCGGACAUUCUGUCUCAGUGACGCAGCAGAGAAGCAUCUUCUAGCUGGCAAGAGCAGGAUCAUUGGGAAAGACAUGGUUCAGGCUACUGGGGCUCCAGAGCUCCUCCUUCAGGUUCUCCACCCUCCCAAGUCCACCACCGUGUCCACCGACCCACUCAUCCCACAGCUCCUAGCCCUCAUCCAGAACUGCCCCUCUCUCCCCGAGACCAGCAGGGAGCAGAUCUACCCCAUAGACGUGUUCCUACACUAUGAGAUUACAGGCUUCCGGGAUUUGGUCUCACAAGUCCAGUUGGACCUCAGCCUCUUGCUGAAGAAAGCUCGGGGUGAGGUGGCCUUGACAGAGCAGGUGACGCAGUUGUUCGAUGAUGUCUGUAAUGACCGUGUACCUUCUGCCUGGCUGAAGGAAACCUUCCCAUCAUGCUCCAGUCUCAAGCAGUGGCUGCAGGAGCUUCCUGUGCGGAUGACAGGCGUUGUGUCGUAUCUGAAGAAGACUCCUGCAAUGUACAACCUGUCUCACUUCCUGCGUCCAGACCGAUUCCUUGAUGCGGUCCUACAGACUUAUGCCAGGAAGCAGUUCAAAGAUAUCAACAAGUUUCACCUUCAGAUUCAGGUAAUGCCAAGUGGGUUGUGUCCAUCUGCACCUCCAUCAGCAGGGGUCUUCAUCACCUGCCUCAAGCUGUGCAAUGCAUCCUGGGAUAGUACCCGAGCAGCCCUGACAGAGCCUAUACCAGGUGGUCAGGAGACUCAGCAACUACCCCCAGUUUGGUUCAAGCCAGUGGAAACAAGUGCCCCAACAACAGAUUCGAAAAGCACCAUGUUUCCAUGUCCACUGUUCCUGUCUUCAAACCCAGAACUACAUGGUGACAACAGUGUGGUGCAUCAUGUCAACCUACCAACACUUGAAGAACAAGGAUUAUGGAUUCAGAAACGUGUGUACAUGCUGUCUCACACAUAAUACAGACGUAACUUCUUGUCAAGAUAUGUCCACGACAGACAUUGCUUUACAAUUGUCAGAACACUGUGAUGUGCUUUAUUAAUUUGACAUAUAUUGUCAGAUCGUUAUAUUUAUAUAUAUAUAUACUGAGGGAAACAAAUAAGGGAACACAUGAAAACAGUAGUGUUCCUUUAUUCUUUUCCAGGAUUCUUCGCAAGCUUUGUACGGAGGGUAAAAAUCUGAAAAUAUAUGAAUGAACACUGCAAUGAAGUGGUGUUCCCUCAGUAUAUAUAAAUAACAAAAUGUUACCAACUUGUAUUAUGUAAUUCCAUCCGUCCAAACCCUGUUGAAAUUGUAUAUAGAAUGUAUACUGAUGUGUAGCUAUAAGAAAGAUGGAGACCGACAGAAGUCCAAAACAUGCCAAACAAUAAAAUUCCACCAAAUAUGAGUAUUUGUACACAGCUUUUAUUGCUGUCACCAUGAGCAGCCUUUAUAUACUGAACAAAGAUAUCCACCCAAAUAUUCAUGAUUGAGAGCUUUUUUUUUUUGUUCAGUGUAUUUUUACUUGUACAAAAGCCAUGUUU
Molecule: messenger RNA, 17359 nt
Organism: Haliotis rubra (blacklip abalone)
Lineage: Eukaryota; Metazoa; Mollusca; Gastropoda; Lepetellida; Haliotidae
Product: dynein heavy chain domain-containing protein 1-like
Biological process (GO): microtubule-based movement
Cellular component (GO): dynein complex
Molecular function (GO): minus-end-directed microtubule motor activity; ATP hydrolysis activity; dynein intermediate chain binding
Source: RefSeq, a predicted model, not a curated record